Medioppia subpectinata is the source of this 2226-nucleotide messenger RNA. NCBI's taxonomy places the organism in Eukaryota, Metazoa, Arthropoda, Arachnida, Sarcoptiformes, Oppiidae. The record is from the annotation of a GenBank genome assembly.
AUGGUAUACAUUGUACUGUUUCUUCAUGGUAUAGGGGCACUAAUAGCCAUUUACAUAUUAGUAAACGCAAAUAGUUAUUUCGUGGACUAUAAGCUAAAUGUGCGCUACUAUUACUCGGAAACGCUUGAAAACUAUCGCAAAAACUUUCUCUCAUAUCUGGGAAUCGCGUCAAAAGCGCCAAACAUUUUGUUUCAAUUCAUUAAUAUGUUCUUCAGCUCAGAAUCGCUGUCCACACGGAUCUGGGCGUCACUGUUGUUCCAGUCGGUGAUCUUUGGCCUAAUACUGGCCUUCUCGGCGACGGACACCAGCCGUUGGCCUGAAGUAUACUUUUGGCUGAUAAUGAGCGGCGCGUUUGUGGCCAACAUUGCGAACGGCAUAUUUCAAAGCUGUGUCUACGGGAUUGCGGCCAAACUGCCCGUGCGAUACACAAACGGCGUGACUAUUGGGUUCAAUCUGAGCGGUGUUAUCGCCGCCGUGUUUAUGAUAGUGUCCAUAUCGGUGGCUCAAAAUGACCGCGUUGUGGCCAUCUAUUUGUUUUCAUUCGCCAUCGCGUAUCAAAUGUUGUGUUUUUUGGCCGAACUUCUGGUCCGACGAAAUGCAAACAUCAAACCCGUCGGCCGUAUAAUCGCCGACAAGUACUUCAGUCCCAUAUUUUGUUUCCUAUUAUUUCCCGUUUUCAACACUAUUGGCAACUAUUUGGCCGAAGUGUCGGCCAAACCAUCGGAAACACUAUUAACCGUAUUGUCUCUCUUAAGGCUAUCAUUCAUACCGUUUUUCCUGCUCUGCAAUUACUAUCCCUACGACCGACACAUGUCUGUACUCGUGGCCAACGACUGGGUUUACAUCACGGGUGCGAUCUCUAUGGCAGUCACCUCCGGAUACCUGUCCAGCAUAUGUAUAAUGUACUGUCCGGUAGGGGUUGAGCCCCGGCUUUACUUUUUCAUUAUGCUAUCCGUUGGUCAUAAAACUGGACAUUAUUUAUAUUUCGUGGACUAUAAGCUCAACGUAACGGACCAUAAGUCGGAAACGCUUGAAAACUAUCGCAAAAACUUUCUCUCAUAUCUGGGAAUCGCGUCGAAAGCGCCAAACAUUUUGUUUCAAUUCAUUAAUAUGUUCUUCAGCUCAGACUACCAAUCCCUGUCUAUCCGGAUCUGCGUAUCACUACUGAUGCAAACCAUUGUCUUUGUGGUGACGCUAGCGUUGGCGGUCGUGGACUCGAGCCAAUGGCCGGAGCUAUUCUUCUGGAUCACAAUGUUGUCGGCGGUUGUCAUCAAUACGGCUAACGGUGUGUUUCAGGGCUGUGUCUACGGGAUUGCGGCCAAACUGCCGGUGCGUUACACCAACGCUGUCACCAUUGGGUUCAAUCUGAGCGGUGUUAUCGCCGCCCUAUUACUGAUACUCUCCAUAGCGAUCGCGCCGACGGCCCGAGUAGUGGCCAUAUAUUUCUUUACAUUCGCCGUCGUUUACCUCGUGUUUUGUUUGUGUAAUGAGCUGUUUGUCCGCCAAAAUAAAUACUACCUCUUUGUGAUGAAUGCCAGUAAUGAUGGCAAUAAUUGUUACGCAAACUACUCAAUGGAUGCCAUCACCAAAAGUAUGGACUCAAUAGCACUGGACAGUCGACUACAACAGCCGGCGCCGCAACCCAUAGCCGAUAACAACGAAUUAAAAUUGCUAAACAAACCGCCGACUGGCUAUCGGCUAUACGGCCACGUGUUUCGGCAAAUAUGGCCGCAAUUACUGAACAUAAUUAUCAUAUAUUUUGUCACUUUCUCCAUAUUUCCUGCGGUGGAGGCGAACAUCAAACCCGUCGACAGUAUAAUCGCCGACAAAUACUUUGCGCCCGUAUUUUGUUUUCUAAUAUUCCCGUUGUUUAAGACAAUCGGCAACUCUAUGGCCGACUGGUUGCCCAAACCGGCGCCCAAUCGGAUCGUCAUCUACUCAAUAGCCCGGUGUGCUUUUGUGCCCUUUUUCCUACUUUGUAAUUAUUUGCCACACGACAGACAUGUGUCGGUAUUAAUACACAGCGACUGGGCUUUUGUAUUGGGAGCUGCCCUAAUGGCACUGACAUCGGGCUAUCUGUCCAGCCUAUGCAUCAUGUAUUGUCCGGUUAGCGUAGAGCCCAGACACGCGUCCAUAGCCUCUAUGAUGGCAUCGUUUACCAUAUUGUUUGGCAUUUUGUUGGGACUUAACUUCUCGCUCGUCUAUCCAUGGAUUGUUAAUAUGUAG